Messenger RNA from Bicyclus anynana (squinting bush brown), 720 nucleotides. RefSeq names its product corneodesmosin-like. Lineage: Eukaryota; Metazoa; Arthropoda; Insecta; Lepidoptera; Nymphalidae. The record is from RefSeq and is a predicted model, not a curated record. The coding region runs from base 1 to 720 and encodes 239 amino acids. The transcript has 4 exons.
AUGGGAGCUACCGGGGCUCAUGAAGUAGGCUCAGCUGGUGCAGGUUAUGACUCAGGUGAAGGAGAUUAUGAAUCUGGUGCAGGUGGCUAUGGAUCAAGUACAGGAGGUUAUGCUAGUAGCUCAGAUGGUUCUGAUAGAGAUGAAGCAAGAGGUUACGGUAGUAGUGUAGAUGGGUACAGAGGUGUUGGUUCGAGUAGCUAUGGAAGUGGAUCGAGUGGAAGCGGUGAAGCAGGUGGUUAUAGUAGCGGCUUAGGUGGAUCGGGUUCAGCUGGAUCAAGUGGGCAGGGUAGUGGAUUGAAUGGAUCAGAAAACGAUCUUUAUCACAAAUCCGAAGCGUCCUUGAGUCAGUUGUACCAUGUUAGCUCUCGAUUAGCUUACACCUCCAAAGACGAAUCAGAUGAUAAAUACAUAGCCUCAAUGUUAGGAUACAUUGUGGCACAAUUCUUAAAUAUUUACUCAACCAAAGAUACCACGUUUGAUGACGCUUAUGCAAAAGCUCUGAACAUUGCUGAAACACAUAGAAAUUACACUGCCACUCAGUUUGCAGCACCAAUCCAUCGAAGCCUUGAUAUUCUUAAAGCUACCAUUGGCAAGUUCUUGCGUACUUCUUUUACCCUCGAGAGUACUGAGAAGGAUGAUAUCAAAUAUUUUGGAGAUACUGGCAAAACUAUUCGAUGCAGUUUUGUACCACGCAAAGAUGAUGGCAUACGUUUGGCGUGA